Amphiprion ocellaris (clown anemonefish) is the source of this 1843-nucleotide messenger RNA. RefSeq names its product WD repeat domain containing 83 (gene wdr83). Bases 122 to 1075 code for a protein of 317 amino acids. Gene Ontology annotation, cellular component: catalytic step 2 spliceosome. The transcript has 10 exons. Gene Ontology annotation, biological process: mRNA splicing, via spliceosome. Gene Ontology annotation, molecular function: protein binding. The record is from RefSeq and is a predicted model, not a curated record. Lineage: Eukaryota; Metazoa; Chordata; Actinopteri; Pomacentridae.
CAGGCAUUGCGCCUGCUAUAGCAGCAUUAGCUGGUGAUGUAAACAAACUGGGGAUAAACUUUCUUUAUUCAGUAAAUACUGACAUGAAACUCUUCUAAAAUAAAACGGAAUAAGUUGUGUCAUGGCGUUUCCUCAGCCCAGACCUCAGGCUCCUCAGCUUCCUCAGCAUCUCCUCAGGACCAUAGACUGCCAGCAAGGAGCUGUCAGAGCUGUUCGCUUCAACUGUGAUGGAAACUACCUGCUGUCCUGUGGCAGUGACAAGUCUUUAAAGCUGUGGAGCAUGAGCCGAGGGACGUUGCUGAAGACGUAUAGUGGCCAUGGAUACGAGGUUCUGGAUGCCGACAGUUCCUAUGACAACAGCCAGAUUUGCUCCUGUAGCUCUGACAAGACGGUGAUUCUUUGGGAUGUAGCCACUGGCCAGGUGACACGCAAACUCAGAGGUCACGCUGGGAAAGUUAACUGUGUGCAAUUCAGUGAAGAAGCAACUGUCAUCUUGUCUGGAUCCAUAGAUGGAACAGUACGAUGCUGGGACACCAGAUCCAGAAGAUACGAACCCAUCCAGGUUCUAGACGAGGCUCGUGACAGCAUUAGCAGCCUAAAGGUGGCACAACAUGAGCUGCUUACCGGCUCGGUGGACGGCAGAGUGAGGCUCUACGACCUCAGAAUGGGACAACUACAUGUGGACUUCAUCAGCAGUCCUAUUACCUGUGUUUGCUUCAGUCAGGACGGUCAGUGCACCCUGAGCUCCAGUUUAGAUUCAACAGUGAGACUUCUGGACAAGAGCACCGGGGAAAUGCUGGGAGAGUAUACAGGACACAAGAUGAAGGGCUACAAGCUGGACUGCUGCCUGUCCAGUAAAGACACCCACGUCCUAAGCUGCUCAGAGGACGGCCAUGUGUACUGCUGGGACCUCGUGGAGGGAUCUUUGUCCUUGAAGCUGCCAGUGGGGAAAGCAGUUGUCCAGUCCUUGUCCUUCCAUCCCUCAGAGACCUGCCUCCUCACAGCCAUGGAGGGCCGAGUCCAGGUGUGGGCAUCAGAACCAGAGGAAGCAGACGAGGAAGCGAUGGCCAAAUAGUAAAAGUAGUCCAAAUCUGCAUUCAUGGGAUAAGGGGACUUUGCUUUCCAUUACUCCAGUAACAUACAGUCUACUUGGUAAACGUGAUGAACUAUAAGAUGUCAUGAAAACAUCCCACAUUCAGGUUUUGUGUACAAACAAGUUGUCAUUAGAGGCUUAGUACUGGAACCAGCGGUAAAUAGAACAUUUCCAGUAGAACCUGCACUCUGGCAGGCUGGACAAAUGUGAUUGGGUGUACGCCCAGUGGAAAGUGCACAUGCCUGAGCAGUCAGGGUGUUUAUCAGAGUUACACAGAAAAUUACACCUGUACCCACAUUAAUCAUUAUUUCUCUGCUUGUGUUUGGUCAGUCCAUAAUGGAUCAGAAAGUAUCAAAGGUUUGAAUAAAAUUCUACCUGCCGUUUACGUUAAAGUUACAAAUGGCCAUGGCCAAAAGUAAACUUCGUAGAUAUUUGGCUAAAUUCUUUUCUAUGUCUGUCUUAUCAGUCUGCCUCUGUGGCUGCUAGCUUUACAGAGAUUUAGUUCUUGAGAGAGGAAAACUAAUGCUGAACAUACCAGAUGACGUAAAUAUUGUAAAGGCUGAAAAAGUGUUUUGAACUUUGGUUCACAGAUGUACAGACUAGAUGAUCACAAUGUCAGUUUGAUAUGAGUGAACCAUAAACGUUAACAAGGUGAUGGAGGAUUUUUAUGUGUGUGAAACAUUUAUGCAUUUUUUUUUAUUUAUUUUUUUUUAACAAAACCCUUGAAUAAACUUUGUGUAAAUGACACCA